Molecule: messenger RNA, 765 nt
Organism: Sesamum indicum (sesame)
Lineage: Eukaryota; Viridiplantae; Streptophyta; Magnoliopsida; Lamiales; Pedaliaceae
Product: sequence-specific DNA binding transcription factor
Source: RefSeq, a predicted model, not a curated record
AUGGUGGAGGCGGAGGAGGAUGAGGACGAGGACGAGGAGGCGGCUGCGGCGGAGGAGCAAGAGGAACAAGUAGUUAUGGAGACUGACCCGGACUCCGACCCGGAAGCUCAGGGCCGUGUGACCAAGUUCUUAUUCGAAACGGGUUCCAAGAAGCAAAGGCGCAGGAUGAAGCGUCAAAAGCGGAAACUUGAAACCCUAAAUCCCUGGGGAUACUUCACCAGUGCAAAGAUAAAGCAUGAAGAAUCGAGUAGCAUAAAUCAAAAUGUGGGAAACACAAAUAAAAACAUCGUUGCAAGUGCGGUCGACGAGACUAAUGCAGACGCGAAAGAGCAAAUAAUGGCUACAGUACUGUGGGAGAAUGCACUACGUAUUAAUGCCAUACUGGAAGGGAACCUAGCUGAUGAUGUAGAUUAUAAAUUGUCGGAUUUGAAGAAUGCUGAUGCUGUACAAAUUGAUGUUACUAGACGCCAAGGUGAUAAGCUUAUUGAUUGUCUCGGAAAGAUUUCAGCAACUCUUAACCAGCUUUGUGAUUUAGUCCAGAAAUGCAACUGAUUUACACUAUUCUGUCAUUUGUAUAUUUUCUUGCAUUUUGUAAAUAUGUUGGUACCCUCCAAAUCAUUUUUUUGGUUCAAAUUGGUUCAAAAAGGGUCCUGGGAAUGUAUUGGGGGUGGAAAGGUGGUUAUUUGGGGUGCUGAAUUUUAGCAUGUACUGUCCUAUGUAUGUGAUAACUCUUAACAAGCUUUGAAGAGUUACAGAGUUUAACCU